AUGAAGUUCACCCUGUCCUCAAUCGCUAUCCUCCUCGUCGGUGUUGCAUCCACGGCCCCGACUCUUAACGCCCGCGCUUUUGGUGAUGAUGCCAUCACCCUGAAGCAGGCAGACACCGGAAAAUUCGAGCCCGGCACGCCCGUUGUCGACGGCGCUCUCAAACUGAACGAGGGCGAGUCGUGCACUACUACUUCGACCAAGGGGGUUCUGGGUUGCGACGACGGCACCGGCGGCACCUUUAACAUCGUUAACGGAAAGCGCGAAGACGACUAA
Messenger RNA from Colletotrichum graminicola M1.001, 273 nucleotides. RefSeq lists its product as uncharacterized. NCBI's taxonomy places the organism in Eukaryota, Fungi, Ascomycota, Sordariomycetes, Glomerellales, Glomerellaceae. The transcript has a single exon. The record is from RefSeq and is a predicted model, not a curated record. Bases 1 to 273 code for a protein of 90 amino acids.